Messenger RNA from Rhagoletis zephyria (snowberry fruit fly), 654 nucleotides. RefSeq names its product DUF1676 domain-containing protein Osi15 (gene Osi15). The record is from RefSeq and is a predicted model, not a curated record. Gene Ontology annotation, cellular component: membrane. Lineage: Eukaryota; Metazoa; Arthropoda; Insecta; Diptera; Tephritidae.
AUGUGUUCGAAAUUCGUUUGUGCCGUACUCGUCGCUUCCUUCAUCUGCAGCGCUGCCGCCUUGCCCUCACAGCAACAGUUGGACAACAGCGAAAAGGAUAUUAUUAAUUUGAUCAACAGAGUCGACAGCACCGAUACGCUGCCACUUUUUGCUGGCUUGCGCGUUGAACGUACAGAAACUGGUCGUUCUUUUGGCGCCUCCGCAAAAAGCAUCGAAUCAGUCGACGAACGCGUCGAACGUUAUCUGGCCACACACGAACUGAACUUCGGUCUGCCAAAUGAUGAGGAUGAGGAGACCGAGAACGAAUACGCCGGACGCGCCAUGGAGGAAUCCCGCAGCAAGAAAAUGAAGAAGAUGCUUCUGCCGCUGCUCCUGAUCUUGAAGCUGAAGAAGGCUGUGCUGUGUAAGGUUGCUUUCAGCAUCAUCAAAUUCAUCUCGCUCAAGAGUUUGGCCAUUUCUAUUUUGGCUCUGAUCCUUGCUGGUGCCACAUUCUUCAAGGACUUGUUGGGCAAGAAGAAGGAACACAUCACGACCGCCUACAUUACCGGCAGCCCACUGAACGCCGAGAUCGUGCACUCCGACUGGAAUCGCAACGGCCAGGCUGCUGCCUCUGACUUGGCCUACAACCAAUACGGUUUGGCUCAACCCUUCUAA